Cyanistes caeruleus (blue tit) is the source of this 1158-nucleotide messenger RNA. Lineage: Eukaryota; Metazoa; Chordata; Aves; Passeriformes; Paridae. The record is from RefSeq and is a predicted model, not a curated record.
GCCAAGUGGGGGUCAGCGGUGGCCGCUGGCGUGGGGCCGGUGGAGCUGGAGGUGCUGCAGCCCCUGAGCCUCCUCACCCUGGACACCCUCCAGAAAUGCAUCUUCAGCCACGAGAGCCACUGCCAGGAGCGGCCCAGUGAGUACAUCCAGGCCAUCCUAGAGCUGAGCUCCUUGGUGGUCCGGCGCCAGCUGCGGCCACUCCUCCACCCGUGGUGGCUCUACAGGCUCUCCUCCGAUGGCCGGCGCUUCGCCCGCGCCUGCGCCACCGUCCACGCCUUCACCGCCGACGUGGUCCAGCGCCGGCGCCACGCGCUCGCCCGCCUGGGCCACCAGGCCUGGCUGGACAGCCGCCGCGGACAGGGCAUGGACUUCAUCGACCUCCUGCUGCUCGCCAAGGACGAGAAUGGCCACACCCUGUCAGACGAGGACAUCGCGGCUGAGGCCGACACCUUCAUGUUUGAGGGCCACGACACCACGGCCAGUGGCCUGGCAUGGCUCUUCUACAACCUGGCCGGCCACCCUGAGCACCAGGAGCGCUGCCGCCGGGAGGUCCAGCAGCUCCUGGCCGGCCGGGACACUGCGGACAUUGAAUGGGAGGACCUGUCCCAGCUGCCCUUCACCACCAUGUGCAUCAAGGAGAGCCUGCGGCUGCACCCUCCCGUCACCGCCGUGUCCCGGCGCUGCACCCAGGAUGUCCCCCUGCGCGAUGGCCGUGUCAUCCCCAAGGGGGUCAUCUGCCUGAUGAGCAUCUACGGGACCCACCACAACCCAGACCUCUGGCCCGAGCCUGAGGUGUUCAACCCCCUGAGGUUCAGCCCAGAGAACAGCAAGGGACGGUCCCCGGCAUCCUUCAUCCCCUUCUCUUCUGGCCCUAGGAACUGCAUCGGGCAGAGCUUUGCCAUGGCCGAGAUGAAGGUGGUGGUGGCAUUGACGCUGUCCCGCUUUGUGCUGCGGAGGGACACGGCGAGGCCGCCCCCGCGCCGCAAGCCGGAGCUGAUCCUGCGCGCCGAGGACGGGCUCUGGCUGCUGCUGGAGCCGCUGGAGGGAGUGGCCUGAGGGACACGGGUCACCAGGACAUGGGGACAGCCCGCCAGGCGGGUGUCACACCCCGGGGAGGAGCUGGGAAUAAACGAUAGCAUGAAGGGGAUGGUAUCAUCA